UUAUGACCAUUUCCUGUAGGAGAACGAAAGAUCACGCCCAGCCCUCAUUUCAGACACAGAGCAGAGAGGAUGUCUCUGCAGCUCUGAUAUAAUUACAUUUUUAAGAGGAGGAGGCAUCUGUCAUAUAUGUGUGGCCUUUGGGACUGAGGGAAAAAGGAUUUAAGAACAGGACGCCAAGAGCAUGGCUUUUGAGAAGAUCAUCCGUGAAUCCCUUACAGGCUUCAUACAAUGUCACAUCCCCCAUUCUGACCUCAGCGCACUGGAUGAAGUGUUUUAUGCCUAUGUCUCUGGAGUCUUGGAAGAGCUGGGGUCUCAGUACUCAUCAGAAGAGGACUUUGAAAUGGAAUCCUUCGUAGAAAUGCUGGAGGGCUAUAUUCCAGGAUUUUCUGAAAUUAGCAGUGGGAAAGUAUAUGAUAUGUUGUUUGAACUAUCUGGGCGUUUAAGUGAAGCACGAGGCAAAGAAGAAAAUGUUUCUCCCAAACCUACUGUGGAAGUUUUAUUUGUGACACCAGCAUCUCCCAGCACAGAGUCCAGCGAAAAGACUACAACAGAGUCAUUAGAAGGAGCAGUAGCACAGGACAAAGAUGAUCCUAAAAAUGAUGUUGAUCUGCUUUUGGAAAUAUUCCCAUCAUGCACUGUGAGCCAAGCUCAAACAGCCCUGUCUAUGGCAAAGGGGGACUUGGAAGACGCAGUGCAGGUUAUUGUGGAUGGAAAGGUGAUGGUUGACAAUCAUUCUGGAUCAAAGGAUUUGCAAGGAGCUCCAAAAGUAGAAGAUCUAAAAGACUUUAUUUUACAAAAGUACAUGCUGGUAGACACUGAUGAUGACAAAAAAACCUACAGGCCUGUGGCACCAAAAGAGGCUCCCAAGAAAAUGAUCCGGUACAUUGAUAAUCAAGUGGUUAGUACAAAGGGGGAACGAUACAAAGAUAUAAAGAAACCUGAAAGUGAGGAGAUGAAGAAAACCUACAUAAAUCUCAAGCCAGCAAGAAAAUACAAGUUUCACUGAUUGUUUCUGAGCCGGUACAUAAUUUUUACGUGACUGGGCUACAUUUACUUACUGGAUAAACGACUUACUCACAUAUGUUCUGGUCUUGUUGAAACUGAUUGGCUUGCACCAGUGAUGGUUAACCUGGUCAUUGCUGCAUUUCUUCAGUACCCUGAGACUGAGAGUUGCAGUUUAGAAACUACUGACAUGUUUAGGUAAGCUUCAACUGACUUCACAGUUGCACUAAUGAUUCUACCCCAAUUCCCCUACCAGGCAAAGACUCACUGCAGAGUUUAUGAACUCAGAACAGAAUGCAAACAGAACUGUCAAUGUGAUGUCAGCUGCCACAUUUGUACUGGACUGUGUUUUGUAUGUAUAAAAGAUAUGUUGCACCUGUCUAAAAAAAUGUGUAUGCCAGAUUUAUACUAGGAUUAAAUAAUUGUUAACACUCAAAGUACUUGAAAAUGUCCUGUGAACAUACAAGCCUCUGUAAAACUUCCAUAGAAACUGUCAAACUGUAUGAAGUUUAGUUUCUUAUGCAAUAUUAUUAAUAAUACCAGUUUCUAUGAUGAACUGGCACCUCUUAGGUUUAUAACUUUGCCAUGGUGAUCAGUGAUUUGCAUUGGGAAGUUUUCUUUCUGUGCUGCUUUUAUCUACCUUUAUUAAUAUGGGCAGAAUUGUGUGACAGCAUAUAAAACUCCCUAUUGCUACCCAGUGCAGUUACUUAGUAUAACUGAGCUGUAUUUUCUGCAUUUCACAUGCACAUGUAUUUUAUUCAUUCAUUCAUUCAUUCUGUACUGGCUGCUCUGAGCUGAUUCGUGUCCACAACUUCACAUGGAAUUUUCCCUUCUAGCCAAGCUGCCUGAACAAUGCAAAAAAAUGCUAUUUUUUCUCUUAAAACCACUUUGCCUCCAACCACACCGACUCCCCCACCUGCCAAAUUCCAUCUGCCUUUCUAUCUUUAUACAGCAUUUACCCUGGCACAGAACUUGGCUUUGUCAGGUACUGCUCUGUUAAGAUGUUGGUCCCUUCUGCCAUGUACUUGACCCCCCCUACAGCCAGCAUCUGAUGAUACUAAAGCAUCAUUUGAAAGACUAAAUAUAAGUUGUGAUUAAAUAGAUAUUACAGGUGCCUGCGGUAUUUUUUGAUGCAUAACCUGUUUAAGGAGAAUGUUAUUGGAUAAUUAAGAUAUUUUCUUUUUGUUGUAUAUAUAAUAGCUACAUCAGUGCUUUUAGUUGGUGCAUGCAUCUCUUUAGAGUAAGUCUCACAUUGAUAGAGCCUACUUGUGUUUGACAUUAUACUUCACACCAUACAGACAGUGUUACCUUAAAUGGGAAAAUGUAUGAUUAUUAGCUAUUUAAAGGGUCAGUAAAUCCCCCUUUCUCAACAUCAUUAUAUUAAUAUUAAAUAGGGCUUGUGCUGUACAUUGUUUGACUUUUUAAAAAAUAUAUGGUUGUUUAUUGUACUAAGUAAACACAAUCUAAUUCUAGUCAUAUUCUACUUCUAGUUCUUAAAAGCACAAUAAAAACAAAUCAUCAGUCCACUGAGAAGCCAUGUAUAUAAAUAAACCCUUCCCUUUUCUACUGCUACUACCUUUAUUAGGUUUUCAUAAGGAGCAGCUCAUUGUAAAGACUGCUGAUUUGUUUUGUGAAUGUAGUUUCAGAUUUUGUCAAGAAAUAAUAAAUACAAGAAAUAUCAAAAAACUAUAAAUAUUUGCUAUUUAAUAUAGUAGGCAAAAAGUUCAAUACAAGUCCUGUUUCCACUAUUUGUACCAUAGAUGUUUUGGUUUUAAUGUUUAAGGGCAAAUGCACAGUGUACAUUAAGCCAUUCUCAGAUGUACAAGUUAGAUUUAUAGGUUUGUGUACAACCUGACUGCAUUUUAUUUUGAUUCCAGUUUUGAAGAAUCUGUUUUGUUUUUGAAUGUUACCCUUUAUAGGUGUAUGUACAUAUUGUUUCUGUUACUAAAUGAUGUAGUUGGAUUUUUCUCUCUUCUGAAUAAAGUUGGGGAAGAACGUUUUCUUUCCUUUUUUUUUUUU
Molecule: messenger RNA, 3021 nt
Organism: Xenopus tropicalis (tropical clawed frog)
Lineage: Eukaryota; Metazoa; Chordata; Amphibia; Anura; Pipidae
Gene: cuedc2
Product: CUE domain containing 2
Exons: 10
Coding region: 182-1006 (274 amino acids)
Cellular component (GO): nucleus; cytoplasm
Molecular function (GO): ubiquitin binding
Source: RefSeq, a predicted model, not a curated record